Molecule: messenger RNA, 605 nt
Organism: Morus notabilis
Lineage: Eukaryota; Viridiplantae; Streptophyta; Magnoliopsida; Rosales; Moraceae
Product: acylamino-acid-releasing enzyme
Exons: 3
Coding region: 141-605 (154 amino acids)
Molecular function (GO): serine-type endopeptidase activity
Source: RefSeq, a predicted model, not a curated record
AUCAACUCGGCUUGGCGCGUCAGCUUGCUUUGCCCACGAUUCCCUUCUCUUUAUCUCCCUCCUCACUCACUUCUCUCACUCUCUCUUUCAGACUCAGGCCUCAAUCUCUCUCUACUAAAAGAUUGUCAAAACUGUUAGCCAUGGAAGGUUCUAAAGUUGGUCUUGUAAAGGAUCUGCCACUGGGGUUGGAUCCAACAACCGAGGAAGAAUACACUUCUCAGUCUAACUUACUUGAAGAAUUCACUAAUAUCUCCAACAUUGAUAAAGCAUGGACUUUUAAGUCUGGUAGUGUAACAGACUCCCAGGGAAUGUUUUUAAUUAGUCAACCAAAUCUUCUGGCAAACAAAAGGAGAAAGUUUAUCCUUUCCACUCAAAUUACAAAAGAAAGUCCCACCUCUGUGAAUUUGCAAUGGGCUCCCUUUCCUGUGGAGAUGACAGGAGUGUCUGUAAUUGUUCCGUCGCCAUCAGGAACCAAGCUUCUUGUAGUUCGCAACCCGGAAAACGAAUCUCCCUGCAAAUUAGAAAUUUGGAGUCAGUCUCAAUUGGACAAGGAAUACCAUGUUCCUCCAACUGUUCAUGGCUCGGUGUAUACGGAUGGAUGGUAA